AUGAAUAUAAAUAAAUAUGAGGAAUUUUAUCCAAGUAUUUUAAUGCACGAAAGACAUUGUGAUUUAAGUAGUGCCUAUGUAGUGUAUGAAAAAGAACAGUUAGAGAUAUUAGAGCAAGAGGUGUUUAAGGCUAUAAUUAUUAGAGCUCUAAUAAUUGAAGAAGUAAUAAAAUAUAUAAAAUACAUAUUAUAUAAUUAUGAACUUAUAAAAUAUGAUAACAAUAAAAAUAAUAAUAUUUUUAUAAGGUCAUAUGAUAACACAGAUGUACGAGAGAAUCAGAUAAAAGAUAUAUACUGUCCUAAAUUAGUAAAUAAUAAUAACAAUAUAAUAUAUGAUAAUAAUUUAAUAAAAGAUGUACAUCAUAAUAAUUUUAAAAGUAAAUUAUACGUUAUACAAUUUAAUAGUAAUGAAAGUAUACGAAGGAAUUUUUUUAAAAAUAAGCAAAAAAAUACCAUUAGUAAUGAUUAUAUAAGAAUACACGGAAAUGAUAUAAUUGAAAAUAAAAAUGAAAAAAUAAAUAAAUCUUUAUGUAAUGUAAUAUCCAAUGAAAAUAAAGAAACUAUAUUAAAUAAUAAAAAUUUGAAUACCAUAAUGUUAUUAGAAGAAAUAAAAAGAAAAGCUAUUUUUUUUAUUGAUAAGUCUUCUUAUGUUGUUAUAUAUAAAAGCAUUAAUGAUUAUUAUAAUGUUUUGAAAAAAAAUCUUAUUGAUAUAUCAUUAAAAUGUUGUAAUAAUAAAUUUCAAUUAUAUUCGAAAAAUAUUAACAGCUAUAGUAUAAAAGAUUAUGUUACUGGUUAUAUAAAUAAAAUGAAAGAAUACGAAAUGAAAUAUGAAUUUUCAGAUGACAUAGUUGUAAAAAUAAAGGAUAAACAAUAUAUUAAUAUCGAUUUAAUUUAUAAAAAUAAUAAUAAUAAACCAAUAUCUAACAUAAACAAAUAUAAUAAAGUAAAGAAUAACAUAUAUGAUAUAUUCUUAAAUUUUGUGAUAAUUUUCUUUUAUUUAUAUAUCAAGAAUAGCGAUGAUAAAAGAAAGGAAGAUAUAUAUAACAAUUUUUAUAAUAUUCUUAAGAAUAAUUCAUAUAAUUUUGAAAAAUUUUAUGUAUUCAUAUUAUUGUGUAAUAAUUAUAUUGUUUCUAUACGUAAUGAUAAAUUGAUAAAUUUUGUACCACACAAUGGAAGAAACAAAAUUUCUAAUGAUAUUAAUAAAGAAUUAUAUAAUGAUAAUAGUAUUGAGAAAAAAAUGACAACAAGUACAUGUGAUUAUUUAAAAUUUAAUAUUAAUAAAAAAUCAGUACACAAUAGAAAUUAUUGUUUUCAAAAUUAUAUACAUGGUGUAAUUUUUAAGCCUUUUUAUUAUUUUAUUGUAAAAGGGUGUAAUAAGUAUUAUAAAAUACAAAAAUCUAAAAAAUUUAAACAUAACACUUAUAGUAAUAAUAAUAAUAAUAAUAAAUGGACUAAUUAUUUUAAUUAUUUACAAUUAUAUUGUAAAUGUAAAAAAAUAAAUAACAAAUAUAGAAAGAUAAAAAUUAUAAGUGAUAAUAUAUUAAAUAAAAAGAGAAAUGACAAAUUAAGUGGAACAUAUUAUUUAUAUAAAAAUAAUAAGAAAAUAAACAAUUUUAUUGUAUAUUAUAAAAGAUAUAUAAAGAGAGGUUAUAAUAAUUCAGGUAAUAAUAAGAAAAAUAUGUUUUUUUUUAAAAAUAAUAAUAUUGUGUUAUUAAAUAAAAUAAUUUUAUAUAUAAUUGAUAAAAAUGGAAAGGAUUUAAUUAAAAAAGAUAAAUUGGAUAUUAAAGAGUGGCAUAAGAAUACAAAAUUAUAUUGUAAUAGUAAUAAUACGGAAGGUGGUGAUGGUGGCUAUAAUAAUCGUUCAAAUAGUAAUUAUAGAAAUAAUAGUAAUAACAAUAUUGGUAACUAUAACAAUAAUGGUAGUAAUUUCUUUGGAAAUAAUAUGGGAGGUAAUAAUAAUGACAAUGAUGGUAAUGACAAUAAUGAUGAAAAUAAUUAUAAACCAAAAAAUACCUGUAAUGAUGAUGAUAAUGAUAAUGAAGGAGAAAAUAAAAAUAAUAGUGGUAAAUACAAUAAUUCGAUAAAUAAAAAUGAUAAUAAUAAUAAUAAUAAUAGUACGGAUGAUAUAUAUGGGAAUAAUUUAGAUAAUGUAAACAAUGUUAUGAUGAAUCAUUAUGGUGAUAAAAUUUCAGUUAGUAAUGAAAAUGUAUAUGAUAAUAAUAGUAAUGUUAUUCACAAAAAAAUGAUGGACAAUAAAUUAGAAGGAAUAAAUAAAAAUGCAUCUAAUAAUAAUAUGAUUAAUAAUAAAGUUAUGAAUUCUGCAGGUGUUAUAUCAUCAAAUGGAGAUAUGAAUUAUAAUUUAAAUUAUAUGAAUUAUAUGAACAAUACAAAUAAUAUGAAUAUGCCAGGAUCAGGUGGAGGUUCAGGAGUAAAUCGAAUGACUACUGUUCCAAUCAAUCAUGUAAUGAAUUUCCCAAACUCAUAUAUGGGUGGCGCAAAUAUACCUGGUCAAGGUUCACAAAAUAUGCAUUUUGAUGGAAUAGAAAAUAUGCAUGAUAUGAAACAAACACCACAACAAAUGAAGCAUAAAACUAGUCAAUUAAAUUCUUCAACUAAUCAAGGUGAUAUUAAUAACAAUGCUAAACAAGUAGGAGGAUUACCUUCUAAUUUUAUGCAGAAUCAAAUGCAUCAACAAUACCAAUAUCAACAGCAAGUACAUAUGCAACAAUUAGUACAACAACAAAAUGUGCAUGGGUAUAAUAAUAUGAUGCAAUCGAAUAAUCAACAAAAAUUUCCAAAUCAACCAGGGACACACAAACAAUCUAAUGCAUCUAUAUUAAAAAUGCCACCUUUUUCAUCAAUGAAUUCAGGAGAUCAAAGAAGCAGUUAUUCAAUUGCACAAAAGUUACCAAGGCAUGUAAUGGAUACAAAUAAUAAUGUUCCCAGUAUCAAUAAUAAUAACAGUAGUAAUAAUAAUAACAAUAAUAAUCCAAGACAUUCUAGUUCAAAUAUGCCAUCGUUAAAUAACCCUAACCAAUUUAAUUCCGUUUCAAUGAAGUUCCCAUAUAAAGGUAGUUCACCUCAACCAUUGACUUCAAUAAAUAAUAAUAAUAAUAAUAAUCCAAAUCAACCAAAUCACAUGCCAAAUAUAUCUUCUCAACAAAAUAUGCAAAAUGUAAAUAAUAAUAAUAAUAAUAAUAAUAAUCCAUCAGUAGUUCAGCAAAUGAAUGUUAAUCAUCCCAUUAUGCAACAUAAUAUGAUGCAACAGAAUCAAAAUAAUAUGCAUAAUUUAGGUGGGAACAAACCAAAUGAAUCUCAGCCAAUGUAUCCAUUAGGUGCAUCUUCAAGCCAACAAGGAAAUAUACAAAACUUAGCGUCACCAAAUAAACAAAAAAUGCAACAAUUAUUUCAACAAGGUGGACAACAAAUCAUUGCACCAAAUCAAAAAGGUAUAAAUACCGCAAGUAUUUCCGGUUCUAUUAGUAGACAAACGAAUCAAGGAACAGGACAAAUUCCUAUAAGUCAUCAAAAUAUUCAACAAUUUUAUCAUAAUAAUUCUGGACAAAUGUUUCAACAACAACCCCCUUUUUUACAAAGGGUUUCUACUACCCCACAACAUGUUCCACAACAACAAGUACCCUAUGAAUGGAUGAAUAAUCCGUAUAUGCAUCAUCAGUACAUGCUUCAACAAUGUCAGUUAACACCUCAACAAUUGUUUAUGCAUCAACAAAAACAACAAAAUAAUAUGUUACAUCAUCAACAACAGCAACAACAACAAUUACAACACCAACAAAUACAACAACAACAAUUACAUCAGCAACAGAUACAGCAUCAACAGAUACAACAGCAACAGAUGCAACACCAACAGAUGCAACACCAACAAUUACAACAACAACAGAUACAACACCAACAAUUACAGCAACAACAGAUACAACAAGGAAAUAUACCUCCAUUGUCAGCGCGUCAAUCGAAACAAGGAAUAUUACAAAUGCAAUCACAAAAUAAUAUUUCUCAUUUACCUCCAAACUUGGAACAACAUUUUCAACAACAAAAUAUAUCUGAAUUACAGCAGCAUCAACAGCAAAUUCAGAAUAUAUCUGCACAACAUUCAAGCAUUUCCACCUUUAAACCUAAUGCUCAGCAAGUAAUGUACCCAGGAGAAAUGUUUAAGGAUAGUAAUAUAUUACAGGGUGAACAUAAUUUGGAAAUCAUGGAUGGUGUAAAUGAAAGGCAACGAACGAAUGAUACUUUAAAGGGAGGAAAUAUAGUAGAAGUGAGUAAUGUAUCAAUGGAAGCUAUAACAGAAGAAGAUAUUUUUGAUAGUAAUUACCAUUGUGAUAUAUGUAAUAAAGAUAUAACGCAUACGAUUCGUAUUAGAUGUGCUGAAUGUGUAGAUUUUGAUUUGUGUGUAAAUUGCUUUAGUACAGGGAAAGAAAUGAAAUCAGAUAAAUGUGAACAUUACAAUUAUCAUAAUUAUAUACCUAUACCUAAAUAUGAUUUUCCAUUAUAUAAAUUAAAUUGGAGUGCUGAAGAAGAAUUGUUGUUAUUAGAUGGAAUAAGUAAAUUUGGUUUUGGUAACUGGGAACAAGUUGCUGAUUUAGUUAAUUCUGUUGCAAAUAUUACUAAAACUGAUAGGGAAUGUGAAAGUCAUUAUUACAACUAUUAUUUAAAAUCUAAUUGUGCACCUUUACCUGAUAAUAAAAGAUUAUUAAUAAAACCAGAUGGGAAUCCAUAUGAAAUAGAGCAUGUCGUAGAAAAGGAUAUUAAUGACAAUGAUGAUUAUACAUUGCCCAAAUCCAAAAAGAAUAAUAGGACACAAAUUAUUGGAUACUGGCCAUUAAGAGGUGAUUUUGAUAUUGAAUAUGAUAAUGAUGCUGAAUUGUUAUUAGCAGAUAUGGAGUUUAAAGAAUCUGAUUUACCUCAACAGAAAGAAUUGAAAUUACAAGUUUUAGAAAUAUAUAAUUCCAAAUUAGAUGAAAGAAUUUAUAGAAAGAGAACAGUUAUCGAAAGAGGUUUAUUAGAUUCUAAAGCACAAAUGCAAAAAGAAAAGAAAAGAACUAAAGAAGAAAAAGAAUUAUAUGCUGCACUCAAACCAUUAUCACGAUUCCAUUCACCACAACACCAUGAAUAUUUUAUACAACUAUUACUAGAAGAACAAAAGCUACGUCAAAGAUUAACAAAAUUACAGGAGUGGAAAGCAUUAGGACUUCAAAAUAUAGAACAAGUACAAGAAUAUGAAAUUGAAAAAAAUAGAAGAGCUAAAGAAAUGGUAAAACAAGAAAGUAAUAGUACUACGGGUAUUAUUACUAUGAAUAAUAUAAGCAGUAGUAAUAAUAAUAAUACUGUUACAACUGAAAAAUUAGGAAAAUCACUAAAAACAUCUAAAAAAGACUAUAAAAUAAAAAAUAAAGAAGAAGAAACUGAUGAGAAUAAGAAAUUGAAUAUAGAUACAUUUGUAGCUCUUGAUUUGUUAAAUGAAAAGGAAGUGGAAUUUUGUAAAAAUAUGAAACUUCCUAUAUUAUUCUUCUUAUUAAUAAAAAGAUUAUUAAUAAUGGAAGUAAGCAAUAGUAAUUUGAAUAUGCUGAAAGAUAUUAAUGAAUUGAAAUUAAAAGGAUAUAAAGUAGGUCAGCUAUAUGAUUUCUUUUUAAGUUUUGAUAUAAAUCAGAAAGACGAAUUUUUGAACAGUGGAACCUUAAACACGUCUUACUUAAAAAAAAAUGACGGAAAAAGGAAAAAAUCGAAAAAUAAUUUUGACAACACAAAUUCAAAGGAAAUUGAUGGUAAAGAAAAAUUAGUCGUCGAUGGUAAGGAUGAAAAGAAUGAUAAAAACAGUAGCAAUAAUAAUAAUAAUAAUAAUAAUAAUAAUAACAACAAUAAUAACAAUAAUAAUAAUGCCAAUGUUGAUAAUUAUAAUAUCUAUGUCGAUAAUAAUAAUAAUAAUAACAGUAUUGAUGAUAAUAAUAUUGGUAAUUACUCAUUGAUGGCACUUCAAGGGGAAGUACAUGAUGAAAAUGAAAAAAAAGGAAAAUCAAAAAAUGAAGAUAAAAGUAAAACUUCUAAUUUGACUAAUAAAAAUAGUAAUAAAGGAUAUAAUAAAUUAAAUAGUCCACCAAAAGACGAUAUGAAUGAUAUUAAGGAAGAUGCAAAGGACAUAAUUUUGACAGAAUGUGUAAAUGAUAAGAAUAUGGAAUCACUUUUUGUGGAUAAUAAAUUGGAAUCAGACAAUAAUGAUCAGUUGAAGGAAAGCGAAGAAAAAUGUGAUGAAUUAAAUUUAACCGAAAAAGAAUUAAAUGAACAUAUUUUAAAUCCUCUUGUUGAUGAAAAAGAUAAGAAAGUUAAAGACAAAAAAGGAAAAAUUUGUGGAACAGUAAAAAGUAUGGAUAGCAAUUUAAUACAAAAUGAAGUUGACAUGAAAAGUAAUGAAAGUUUAUUUAAUGAAAAGAAGAAAGGUUCCAUAAAAAGAAAGAAUAGUAUUGUUAAUAAUGUAUAUGAUAAAGAAUGUGAAAAUAAUGAAAAUAUGAAUAUUUUAGAAAACGAAGUAAAAGACAACAUAACAGUUGAUGAUAUAGAAGAAAAUAAGGAAAUACCAAACGGUAUAACCGAAACUUUUGAAAGUAUAGACCAUAUUGAAGAAGAGAAAGAUAUGACAAUGAAAGAUAUUAAAAAUGACAAUGAUGAUAAUAAUGAUGAUAACAAGGAUAAUAUGAAAAAUGAUUGUGAUAAUGAAAAGGAUGAUGAUGACUAUGCUGUCCAAGAAGAAAACCUUGAUGAUGAUAAAAAAAGAAAAAAAAAGAAAAAAGAAAAAAAGAGUGAAUCUGCAGAUGAUAAAAGUGACGAAUUGAGUAGUUUAAAAAUAAAUGAAAAUGAAUGUACUUCAAAUGAUAUUGAAGAAGAUAUUAAAAGUAUAAAGUCCUUAAGAAAAAAAUCCUAUGAAAAAAUUAAGGGGGUUACAACAAACCAAAAAAAUAAUAGCAAUAAUAAAAAGAAAACAAAUGAUAGUUUUGAUGAAAUAGAAAACGAAACUACUGUUAGUGUAAACAUUAUCGAUUCAAAUAAUAGGAAGUCAAAGAAAAAAACACCUGAAAAACUUGAGACAAAUAAUUAUCAAGCUCAUGUUGAACCUAUGGAAAAUAAUGUAAAAAAAAAAAUUACGAAAAUGAGAAAAUCUAGUGAAUAUAGUAUAACUAGAAAUGAAUCAAAAAUUAAUAAUAAUUCAGAUGUAUAUAAUGAUAAUAGUUUUACAAAAGAUGAUUCGAACAUAGAUUUAGAUGAUAAAGCAUCAAAAAAUAAAAAAUCAGUUUCUUCAACUUCGGCUGUUAUUCUGAAUAAAAAUGAAAAAGGAAAACGUACCAAAUUGACAAAAGAAAGGGCUACUAUUGAUAUAACUUCCACUGUAGAUACAAAAGAAAAUGAUAAAAAAAUGAAAAGUUUUGAAGCAAAUUUGAAGAAAAAGGCCAAAAAAAGAAAGGGAUCAGUAAGCUUAAUCUUAAACCCCAAAAAAUCAUUAAAAUUAUAA
Molecule: messenger RNA, 7515 nt
Organism: Plasmodium gaboni
Lineage: Eukaryota; Apicomplexa; Aconoidasida; Haemosporida; Plasmodiidae
Product: transcriptional coactivator ADA2
Exons: 1
Coding region: 1-7515 (2504 amino acids)
Biological process (GO): regulation of transcription by RNA polymerase II; chromatin remodeling
Cellular component (GO): nucleus
Molecular function (GO): transcription coactivator activity; chromatin binding; zinc ion binding
Source: RefSeq, a predicted model, not a curated record